CUCUCUCUCUCUCUCUCUCUCUCUCUCUCUCUCUCUCUCUCAGAGACAAAAAUGGCGGAAGAAAAGGAGUCGGCGUCGAUCCCACUUAGUCAAGCUGAGAACGGCGGUCCCGAUCCCGAAGACCCGGCCAAGUCUCCCCCUAGCUCUCCCAAUUCCUCCACUCGCAAGGCUUGUUGCUUUGUUCUCCAGAGUUGGGUGUCGAAGAAGUUUAUGACCGGAAUUGUAGUUCUGUUUCCUGUUGCGGUUACAUUCUUUGUUACGUGGUGGUUUAUCCAGUUUGUUGAUGGGUUCUUCAGCCCACUCUACGAGCAGCUUGGCAUUGAGAUAUUUGGACUUGGAUUUAUCACAUCCUUACUUUUCGUAUUCUUUGUUGGUAUCUUUGUUUCCUCAUGGAUGGGUGCCACUGUUAUCUCUGUGGGAGAAUGGAUUAUAAAGAAAAUGCCUUUUGUUAAGCAUAUCUACUCCGCCUCCAAACAAAUUAGUGCCGCAAUUUCUCCAGACCAAAAUACCACAGCUUUUAAAGAGGUAGCAAUUAUCCGUCACCCACGUGUUGGUGAAUAUGCAUUUGGGUUUAUCACAUCAACCGUUACCCUUCAGAGGGAUAACGAAGAUGAAGAGUUGUGUAGUGUUUUUGUCCCAACAAAUCAUCUAUAUAUAGGUGAUAUAUUUCUUGUUAACUCCAAGGAUAUCUUAAGACCAAAUCUGUCUAUCCGAGAAGGCAUAGAGAUCAUUGUUUCCGGGGGUAUGACAAUGCCCCAAAUCAUUUCUCCUCAAGAAAGGGUUACCCAACAGAGUGAUAAAAUUCCUUUGAACAGAAUAAAGUGAUGUCAUCAAACAAGAGACUCCCGGUAAGAUUAGAAUUCUCCACUAUGUACGAAGCAUCAAAGUCUUGUCUAUGUGCUGGAACUAUGAGGUUAGGUUGUUCAUAAUAGUAGGCUUUAUGAUGAAAUAAUUGUCUCUUUUGAUGUUGUAGUGAUGCUGAUGUUUGGAAGUGCCAUUUGUAUACCAUUUAAUUAUGCAUGUGUUAAUUUAUAGAACCAAAUGAUUUUCUUAAAGUAUAUAUAAAUUUA
Messenger RNA from Argentina anserina (silverweed cinquefoil), 1070 nucleotides. RefSeq names its product protein LIKE COV 2-like. Bases 52 to 825 code for a protein of 257 amino acids. The record is from RefSeq and is a predicted model, not a curated record. The transcript is spliced from 7 exons. Gene Ontology annotation, cellular component: Golgi apparatus. Lineage: Eukaryota; Viridiplantae; Streptophyta; Magnoliopsida; Rosales; Rosaceae.